Linum trigynum is the source of this 6653-nucleotide messenger RNA. The record is from the annotation of a GenBank genome assembly. Lineage: Eukaryota; Viridiplantae; Streptophyta; Magnoliopsida; Malpighiales; Linaceae.
CUUCUUCCCUGCAGAUGGCUUUAAGAGUAUGCCAAUAAAGAAUUUAAGUUGAUAUAGACCAACAUAUAGGUAGGAUUUUGUUACGUAUAAGAUCUUUGAUUUUCAGAUUUGGGAUAACUUGGUCAAUUUUUUUAUUAUGUAAAAGCUCUUUUUAGAGGCGAAAUCAACUCAAAAUAGUUAUUAAAAUACUAAAAAAUAACAAAACAGAUGAACGUGAAGAGGGUUUCGAUUUUCUUUGUUUAUUAAUCAUUAACCAAACAGGCAAACACAUAUUUAUAGAGUGUAUCUAUUUCCUUCUCUCCUAGGAUUAGAGAUGGCAAUGAGCCCGUUUGGGAUGGGUUUUGUCAAACUCAAACUCAUGGGUAUAUCCAUAAAAAACCCUGGGGUAAAACCCAAUCGAUUUGAAAAACUCAAAUUUAACCCAAUUCGCUAGGUAUUUGCGGGUUCAUGGAUACCCAUGGGGCAUGGGCUCUAUAUAUGCACAAUAAAUUUCUGUCAAAAUAAAAGUCUAACGUCACUCUCUCAUACAAAAUAUUCAUACAAAAAACACCUAUCUAGAGCACAAGCAAACCACAAAUUAUUCAAGAUUAAACAUAAACAACAUAAUUAAUUGAAAGCUUCUUCCUACUUGUCAACUAAACUUCUUCACUCUCUAUUCCAUAAUAUCAACUUCAUUCUACACAAUUAGUAAUAACAAAUUAAACGGGAACAAGUUGGAUAUCGCUAAACCCGAACCCAACCCAACCCACAAAAUAGUAAAAGGGUUUCAAUCCAAACCCGACCCGUAAUCCACCAACUCUGCCUCUUUUUUCUACUCGAAUUCCCUUUCUGUCAUUACAAGAAACAUUAAUUGAUUAUUAAAACAAGAACUAACACAAUUCAUAAUCUGACUAAAACACUGAUAAUGAAUAGUUAUGACAAAACGUUCUUAAAUUGUACAAAAUACGUAAUUAUCAUAAAGAUAUUAAAUAAUAUGCAAUCACAAUACUUCAUAUUGCCACGAUCGGCUCGAUCUCAUCUCAUAUUAAAUGUAUUAACAUUGUGUAAGUCUAAGUAGGUGACAAUAUAUUCCAAAUGAAUUCUCUGCGCAAGGUUGAAUUUUGGACAUUUCCAAUCUUAAAUAUAAUUAUUCAAGCCAAAGUGGUUGUCUGUGAGCUCAACUAUGCGAUUGCUAAUUUGCUAUGACAAUCCUUUCCGUUGUAACUUUAUGUGAUAGAUUUUGGCGCAUACAAAUACAAUGUUGGUGUUUGGCUUUGAGCUAAUAGCAUGGAUUUGCCCUUCGAAUGUCGAGUCAUUAGUAUAAAGUUUAGACUAACCUCGAGCUAGAUGAUUAGGGUGAUAAUGUCUGUGCAGUGACGGAGGUAGGGCGAAGUAAGGAGUGAUUAUAGCUCUCUCAACUUUUAAUAAUAGAUAAGAUUACAUGUAAAAUUCGUGAUAAUUUUUUAAAAUAUUGUAAUUCAUACUUCAUAAGGUAUUUACUCUUCCUUCCCAAUAUCGUAAUUCAAAUAAGCCGUUUUUGUCAGAUGGCUAACUCCACCAUGUGAUAAUGGUGGGUUCUAAAUUCUAAUAUUAGGAGUAAACCAGCCGGUCGAAUUCGGGAUUAGGGUGGAGUGGGAGGUAAAAGUAAAAGCGGACUAAUUAAGUGUACAAGUUUACCUCAUCAUCAUUGUUCUUUCCAGAAGGAUUGUUGAUUGAUUAAUUUCACACGUACAUGUAAAUGAUUUAAUAAUGUCCCACUGGUUAGCUCACAUUGGGUUGGGGUGGAAUCAGCAAGUGGUUUGGGUUGAUAACCCUCCACUAUCCAUGAGUUGUAUGAUUGAAACUGAUAAGGGUCAUGGGCCCUAAUUUUCCUAAUGUUAUAAACCAGAUUUCCAGUAAAAAAAAAAUAAUAAUAAUAAUGUCCCACUGUGUUAUUCGCUCUUAUAAUGUCCUACGGUACAGGUCUUAUGGUGAGUGGUGGAGAUAGGAAUCGAAACUACUGUCCUCUUUUUAUGAUAUAAAUAUAUCAUGUUUAUUUAAUAAAUAUUUAUUUAAUAAAUAUACUUAAAAUUAAUAAUAUUCAAAUAAUUCAUUCAUAGAUAAAAAUAAUCUACUAAUACUAUUAUUUUUUUCAUAAACAACCAUGACAAGAUUCCAUAUUGUGGAAGAAAAUAAAAAACAAUUGUCGUCUACAGUCUACACUAUUAGGUAAGUCUCUUUUAAUGUAUACUACUCAACGAUCAUUAAUAAUUGAUCGACAAUUCGACUUUAAAACUUGUUCUCAAUAUAACUGCAAAUGCUCUUUAUACCCUUGCAGUUACAAUUGGUAGAAUCAAAACCAGUGGAAUUGUUGUUGUCACUCACCGGACAAUUUCAGGGUUGUUGGGAAAAUAGCGAACAGGCAUACGGAGAAAAGAUAUCCAAUUAGGUCUUCAUUGCAAUCAAAAUUUCAUUUAUAGUAUAAAUUAAUUGUAUGUCAAUUAUGAACAAGUAAUGAGUUGUGCGGUAAUGAUGAAAAAAUACUUUCAUGCCAAGUACCAACAAUAAGUAGUGUAUUCCACCAUCAAUAUAAAUAUAUAUAAGGUAUUUUUUUCCCUCCUAAAUUUACACUUGUCCCGAGACAAAGACCUAAUAGCCCUGCUUCCGCCUAUGCUUAUGUUCAAUAGUCAUGUGUAUAAGUAUAACAAAAUGUAGACAGACUAACAAUAUCAAUUAAGCGGUUGAGGGAAAACAAACUCGUUUAUCAUUCAAUUCGUUGUUUAAUGAAUACGUUCGCGAACAAUUACUAAAAAAACUUUGUUUAGGUUAGGUGUUAUUCCAUUACAUACAAAAUUAAAUAUAUAUAUAUAUAUAUCAAGAAUUUGGUUUAAUGAUACUAUCUCCAACGGACCUUCUAAACCUACCUCUUGACUCUUUAGUCUUGAGAAAUGAGAACUCCUCUCGUCUCAUGUACGAAAGAUGCUUGACCGAAACCAACCCGGCCGGCCCAACCCCAUUUCCUCCACUAUCUAUAUAUAGUCAAACACACGAACACAAACCCCGAGAUAUAUCGGUGAUCCAGUUGGUUUAUUCGUGUUACCCAUUCACACUGCUUCCCUCUCCUCUCCACCACCCUUCCUUUCCCUCCCUCUCUUUUUAAAAGCACAACCCGACCAAAAAGCCAACCUCGAUUCAAUUGAAAUUGAAACCAUGCUGCCUUCUUCCACCACCUCCCAAUCCCCUCUCCUACUAAUAUCCGCACUAUUAUUCCCUCUCUUACUCCACACUCUACCCGCCACCACCGCCUCCUCCUCCUCCUCCUACCCCGACUUCCAACUCUUCCACCUCCGCUCCCAAACCACCCUCCACCACCGUCAUGCUCCUCCGACCAAUACCACCACCACCAGCCGCAGGCUGGUGCUCGACCUCCUCCACCGCGACCAGCUAACCGCAUCCAACUCCACCACUACCACCAACAAUAAUACAACACAUCAUCCACAACACCAUCACCGCGAGCUCUUCCACGCCCGCAUUCGUCGCGACGUCCACCGCGUCGCGUCCCUCCUCCGCCGCCUCGACCCCGAGAACCUCCGUCCCCUGGAGUUCGGGACGGAGGUGGUCUCGGGGAUGGAGCAAGGGAGCGGGGAGUAUUUUGUCCGCAUCGGCGUGGGGUCCCCACCCACGAGUCAGUACAUGGUCGUUGACUCGGGCAGCGACAUCGUGUGGGUCCAGUGCAAGCCCUGUUCCCAAUGCUACCCGCAGUCCGACCCGCUCUUCGACCCGACCUUCUCCGCUUCCUUCUCCGGCGUCUCCUGCUCCUCCGCCGCUUGCGACCGCCUCGCCGCCGAGACCUCCUCCACCUCCAACUCCGCCGCCUCCGCCUCCUGCCGCGACUCCGACCGAUGCCGCUACCAGGUCUCGUACGGCGACGGGUCGUACACCAAGGGCACAUUGGCGCUCGAGACGCUGACCUUCCACGACUCCGCCGUCGUCCACGACGUCGCCAUCGGGUGCGGCCACAGCAACAAAGGAAUGUUCGUCGGCGCCGCCGGUUUGCUCGGGUUGGGCGGCGGCUCGAUGUCGUUCGUCGGCCAGCUGGGAGGGCAGGCCGGGGGUGCCUUCAGCUACUGCCUCGUCAGCAGGCGUUCCGGAUCCGGUUCGGGAUCCGGAAAGCUCGAGUUCGGGCGGGGAGCGAUGCCGGUGGGAGCCACGUGGAUCCCACUGGUCCGAAACCCGCGGGCCCCGAGCUUCUACUACGUGGGCCUGUCGGGGUUGGGAGUGGGCGGGGUCCGGCUGCCCGUGCCCGAGGACCUGUUCCGCCUCACCGAGCUGGGUGACGGCGGGGUGGUGAUGGACACGGGCACGGCCGUCACCAGGCUGCCCGGGCCCGCCUACGCGGCGCUGCGCGACGCGUUCCUCGCGCAGACCGGGGACCUGCCGAGGACGGGUUCGGGAGUGUCGAUAUUCGACACGUGUUACAAUCUGAACGGGUUUGUUUCCGUGAGGGUGCCGACGGUGUCGUUUUACUUCUCCGAGGGUCCCGUACUGACCCUUCCCGCCAACAAUUUCUUGAUCCCGGUCGACGACGGCGGGACUUUCUGCCUGGCGUUCGCGGCGUCGGCUUCCCGGCUUUCCAUAAUUGGUAACGUGCAGCAGCAAGGGAUCCAGAUCUCGUUCGACGGCGCGAACGGCUUCGCCGGCUUUGGUCCCAACGUUUGCUAAUAUAAUUUUAUUAAUAUUAUAGAAAAAGUGAAAGCAAUAUAUAAAUAUUAUUAAUUUAUGGUUAAUAAUAGUGUCGCCGGCCGGAUGCAGACAAGUAAGGAAUUCUUUCGGAAAUGAUUCUGUAAGUGUGUAUUACUCCUCCAGUGUGCGCUGGACUUUUUGGGUUCGUUUUGUAUUGGUCAGCGUGUUAUUUUAUUAAUCCUUUUGUCCUCUCCUUUUUUGGGUAGUUAAUUAUGUUUGUUUAGGAAUGUUUAUAUAUAUAUUAAUAUGUAUAAGUGGUACGUGCGAAAAAGUAUGCAUGUAAUAAAGCAGCGCACAUUGGUGUCAAAUUUUGUACAUAUGUGUGUAUUUUUGUGUUAUGAUAAGAAGUAGUUGGGUUAGGGUAUCUUAAUUUGUCAUAUUUAAUUCCUUUUCUAUUGAAAAUUUAUAGUGGAGGAAAUUAAGAGGAGUGGAACAGGAAUCUUAGGUUGCGGGAAGAGAAAGGGUAGAAGAGAAUGCGGGGGAGGAAAGGAACUAAAAAAGGAGGGAGUGGGGGCUUCAAAGUCCAUGAUAUGUUUGGAUGAUAAUUACAUACAGUGAAAAUAUAUGAUUAGAAGGAAGGGUGGCGAAAGCAAGUGGUCAAACAUAAAACAAAGAGGGGAAUUAAGGGGCGGAUCGAUAGUAAGGUCAAAAAGCUAGAGAGUAGAGAGGGAAAGGUAAAAAAAAAAAGAUAUCAAAUCGAUUUGAUGAGUGAUGAGAGAUCAAAUCCCCCUUUUUUUUCACCUCAAGGCCCGUAAGAGGAAAAAGAGGGUGGGAAAAAGGAAGAAAGGAAAAGUGUGUGUUUGGGGAUAGAUAGACAAAUUUAAAGGUGGAGGAAGAAUGGUGAGGGCCUUGCGUGAUUAUGAUGCUGGGAGUAGAGCUCGUUGUCAUCAACUAGUUGUGAGUCGUGACCAAGUCGUUACUCAGCUUCUAAUAUGAAUACUGGUCGUCCAUGACAGCAGAAUGCAAGUUUCAAUCUCAUGAGUUUGAUUUUUUUUAUGUCGUGUAAGAAAGUGAUUAAAAUCAUACAUGAGUAUUUAUUAAUAAUUCGAGUUAUUGAAACCAAAACGACGGUUUACAUUGGAAUACGUGAGGACUUGAACAUGUUACCUCACUAACCAACUACGAUACCAUGAUUAACCAACUGUUUUGACACUCGAGUAGUGGUCAAAAUCAAGGAUUAUGAAACCAUACCGGAAUUUAACCGAAAAGUCAAUGAUAUAAUAUUUUAUACAAAAUCAUGAUUUCACCAUUUCAUACCGCCAUAUUGUUUUCUGGUUCCAUACUUGGUAUUUUCACUCCAACUACCCAGCGCAGUUUCUAAAACAUAGAUUGUUUCUAAAACAGAUGUACUAUUUAUCUUUGUUCACAUUCCAAGAAAGAAAAUAUAACCUCCUGAACCCUAACCCCAAGCAAUAAUAAGAAUGGGAAAUAGCAGCAGCAGCCAGCAAGUGGUAAUUGAGGGGGUUACUGAUGAUUACAAAUGGCAGCUGGGCCGGGCCCAUGAAGGUGGGCCUCACCAUUCUCAUGCAUCCCAACAGAAAAGAAGAGCCCUUUUUAUCCCCUUUUCUGCUUUCUUUGUUGGGUUACUUUCGAGCCCCUGACAAAGACUGGGUCAUCAAGGUGGUGUACUAGCAUAGCAGUAGUGCCAUCAACCAUGCUGCUCACCACUUCCAUCUGGUUGGUUCAUUUCCCUUUCAAAUUAUCACUUGUUCUAUCCCUUCCCAACAAAGCCACCUGACCACCCCCCCACAGAAAGAAGCCUUCGACAGUUUUCAGCUUUUAUCCUUUCACUACUUUCAGAUAAUAAACAAAACGAGGAUCUCAGAACAACCUCAAUGCAUUACUCGCUAAUAAAACAGUACUUCUAGGAAAAGGAUUUGGUCUGGAUGACCACAUUGCGAUCGUUAAUCACCAAUCAACCACCGAAUACGCAAUGAAUCGCUUUAAGAUGU